AUGGACUGGCAGCCAGACGAGCAGGGUCUGCAGCAGGUCCUACAGCUGCUUAAAGACUCGCAGUCACCCAAUACAGCCACGCAGCGAAUCGUGCAGGAUAAACUCAAACAACUGAACCAGUUUCCCGACUUCAACAACUACCUGAUCUUCGUCCUGACCAGACUCAAGUCCGAAGAUGAGCCUACUCGCUCUCUCAGCGGCCUCAUCCUCAAGAACAAUGUGAAGGCGCAUUACCAGAGCUUCCCACCGCCCGUGGCGGACUUCAUCAAACAGGAGUGUCUCAACAACAUUGGAGACGCCUCAUCCCUCAUCCGAGCCACCAUAGGCAUUCUCAUCACCACCAUCGCUUCCAAGGGUGAGCUGCAGAUGUGGCCUGAGCUGCUGCCCCAGCUGUGCAACCUGCUCAACUCGGAGGAUUACAACACAUGUGAGGGAGCCUUUGGAGCCCUGCAGAAGAUCUGUGAAGACUCGUCCGAGCUCCUGGACAGCGAUGCCCUCAACAGGCCCCUCAACAUCAUGAUCCCCAAGUUCCUGCAGUUCUUCAAGCACUGCAGCCCCAAGAUCCGGUCCCAUGCCAUCGCCUGUGUGAACCAAUUCAUCAUGGACCGGGCCCAGGCGCUGAUGGACAACAUUGACACUUUCAUUGAGCACCUGUUUGCCCUGGCUGUGGACGAUGACCCUGAAGUGCGGAAGAACGUGUGCCGUGCCCUGGUGAUGCUGCUGGAAGUGCGAAUCGACAGGCUCAUCCCCCACAUGCACAGCAUCAUCCAGUACAUGCUGCAGAGGACCCAGGACCACGAUGAGAAUGUGGCCCUUGAGGCCUGUGAGUUCUGGCUGACGCUGGCCGAACAGCCCAUCUGCAAGGAUGUCCUGGCCUCCCAUCUGGUUCAGUUGAUCCCUAUCCUGGUGAAUGGGAUGAAGUACUCGGAAAUCGACAUUAUCCUGCUCAAGGGAGAUGUGGAAGAGGACGAGGCAGUCCCAGACAGCGAGCAGGACAUUAAGCCACGCUUCCACAAGUCACGCACCGUGACACUGCCCCAUGAGGCCGAGCGGCCUGACGGCUCUGAGGAUGCUGAGGAUGACGAUGAUGAUGAUGCUUUAUCUGACUGGAAUCUGAGAAAGUGCUCGGCGGCUGCAUUGGAUGUCUUGGCCAAUGUCUUCCGGGAGGAACUAUUGCCCCACCUGCUUCCUCUGCUCAAGGGCCUCCUCUUUCACCCUGAAUGGGUGGUCAAGGAGUCGGGCAUCCUGGUGCUGGGCGCCAUCGCUGAAGGCUGUAUGCAGGGGAUGGUGCCCUACCUCCCUGAGCUGAUCCCACACCUCAUCCAGUGCCUGUCAGACAAGAAGGCCCUGGUUCGCUCCAUUGCCUGCUGGACGCUGAGUCGCUACGCCCACUGGGUGGUCAGCCAGCCGCCAGACAUGCAUCUCAAGCCUCUGAUGACAGAACUGCUCAAGCGCAUCCUGGAUGGCAACAAAAGGGUGCAGGAGGCAGCCUGCAGUGCCUUUGCCACCCUGGAGGAGGAGGCCUGCACAGAGCUGGUGCCCUACCUCAGCUACAUCCUGGACACUCUUGUCUUUGCCUUUGGCAAGUACCAGCAUAAGAACCUGCUCAUCCUCUAUGAUGCCAUCGGCACCCUGGCUGACUCUGUGGGCCACCAUCUCAACCAGCCGGAAUACAUCCAGAAGCUGAUGCCGCCGCUCAUCCAGAAGUGGAACGAGCUCAAGGAUGAAGACAAGGACCUCUUUCCUCUGCUGGAGUGUCUGUCGUCUGUGGCCACUGCCCUGCAGAGUGGCUUCCUGCCCUACUGCGAGCCUGUGUACCAGCGCUGCGUCACCCUGGUGCAGAAGACACUGGCCCAGGCCAUGAUGUACACCCAGCACCCCGAGCAGUACGAGGCCCCCGAUAAGGACUUCAUGAUCGUGGCACUGGACCUGCUCAGCGGCCUGGCCGAGGGCCUGGGUGGCCACGUGGAGCAGCUGGUGGCCCGCAGCAACAUCAUGACCCUGCUCUUCCAGUGCAUGCAGGACUCGAUGCCCGAGGUCCGGCAGAGCUCCUUCGCCCUCCUCGGAGACCUCACCAAAGCCUGCUUCAUCCACGUCAAGCCCUGUAUUGCUGAGUUCAUGCCCAUCCUGGGCACCAACCUGAACCCUGAGUUCAUCUCCGUCUGCAACAAUGCCACCUGGGCCAUUGGAGAGAUCUGCAUGCAGAUGGGGGCAGAGAUGCAGCCCUACGUGCAGAUGGUCCUCAACAACCUGGUGGAGAUCAUUAACCGGCCCAACACACCCAAGACACUCCUGGAAAAUACAGGUCGCCUGACGAGUCCCUCUGCCAUUCCAGCCAUUACCAUCGGCCGCUUGGGCUACGUGUGCCCACAGGAGGUGGCACCCAUGCUGCAGCAGUUCAUCCGGCCGUGGUGCACAUCCCUCAGGAACAUCAGGGACAAUGAGGAGAAGGACUCGGCCUUCCGAGGCAUCUGCAUGAUGAUAGGCGUCAACCCCGGGGGCGUCGUGCAGGACUUUAUUUUCUUCUGCGAUGCUGUAGCCUCCUGGGUGAGCCCUAAGGAUGACCUUCGGGACAUGUUUUAUAAGAUUCUCCAUGGCUUCAAAGACCAAGUUGGGGAGGAAAACUGGCAGCAGUUCUCAGAGCAGUUCCCGCCGCUGCUCAAGGAGAGGUUGGCUGCCUUCUACGGGGUCUAG
Messenger RNA from Pipistrellus nathusii (Nathusius's pipistrelle), 2694 nucleotides. Lineage: Eukaryota; Metazoa; Chordata; Mammalia; Chiroptera; Vespertilionidae. The record is from the annotation of a GenBank genome assembly.